Paramecium octaurelia is the source of this 886-nucleotide messenger RNA. The record is from the annotation of a GenBank genome assembly. NCBI's taxonomy places the organism in Eukaryota, Ciliophora, Oligohymenophorea, Peniculida, Parameciidae.
AUGAAAAGCAAAAGUGAUGCAAUAGUUGUUGUACCAACACCCUUUAGUAAUAGCAAUUAAUAUUGGAUUAGACUCUAUUAAAGCAUUUGCCCUCUUCAAAAACUAUUGGAUUAUUGCAGAUUUAAAAUACCUUUACUAAAUGUCUAAAAAUGCAUAAAAAUUGAUCAACAAAUUAGAAAUUGAAGAAACCUAAUACAUAUAUACAACCUCAGAUAAAAUAAUCGUUUAAACUAAAGAAGGAUGGAUUCACAUAGUAAAUGAAGACUUUUCAAGAUAGAAUUAGUUCCAUUUGAAUAUAUUUAGUUUCUGUAGAUUAUGCUUAAUUCAAGAUCUUCUUUUUUCCAUUAACUCUAAUUUAUUAGAAGCCAGAAACAUCAACAGUCUUGAUAUUGAAUUUUAUGAAUAUUAAUCUGAAAUAUUUUGUACAUCUAUUAAAGUAAUUGAUUCAGAAUUUGACUAAUUUAUAGUAAUUGUGCUAGACAAUGGAAUUAUUGAUGUCUUAAAAAAUAAAACAUAAAUACAUAGAUAUUAGUUAAGUUAAAAUAAACAAAAUCCUAUUUUUGUCUAUGAUUGCAUUCCACUAAUGCAGAAUAAUGAAUUAGUUAUUGCAGCUUCAACAAAUUAACAAUCAAUAAUCAUUUUGAAAAAUUAGGUUUAAUAAUAAACCUUAGAAUUGAGUUUCAAUCCAACAACUAUUUUCACAUAUUCGAAAACUGAAUUAAGUCCGUUAAUAGCAUUUAAUAAAAAUAAGUUUGCUCUUAUUGCAAAUAAGGAAAUAUGUAAAUUUAAUUUUACAGAUAUAACUAACUAUUACUAUGAAAAAUAUUGUUAUUUGAGCACAAAUGAGUAAAUAAUUCUGAUUGAUUUUGAUUAUUUAAAGAAAUGA